AAACACCACAAGCCAGCUCGAUUGGCAACACCUAUCUUGCCGACCAACCAGCUUCCUGUUGAUGAAAACAAGCCUUUUGGCCCGCAACGGCUGUGACCUUGGGUCCAGAAGACCCGGCAGACUCGAUCAUCGGGCAUGAAGAACUAAGCUUUUCGAUUUUCGGUCGGCAUCACCAAAGAGGAAGGUGCCGGCCGUGUCGGCGCGUCGAGUCAGAAGGUUUUGCGCGUUCGAUAACGGAGGUCGUCAUUAGGUGAAGGCCUAUAUCAAGGCGCAAGAGUUUGAAAGCCCACGUGGUGUCCGUAAAGGUCAAGCGGAAGCGCAAAAGCCCAUGCGAUAGUUGGGUUUUGAUUCGUGGAAGUUAUUUCGGGCCACGAGUCAUGGGAUGAUGAGAUAGCCCCAGACCACAGUUGAUAGGAUACUGACGGUUGUUUUAUCUCCCCGGUUUUGGAGGUUUAGCUACCAGCAAACUUUCUUCUGGGAAACCUUUGUUGUGUAAUUGUGUCUCUUGGCAACCUUCUUUUUUUUCGCUUACAAGGUUUUAGCAUACAUCACAACAGAAACAAUGUCUGGCAGAUUGUUUACCCAAGAAGAGGUCGGCGAGCCUGAAGCCGAGGCAUUCCUCUCAAAAGAAACACAGAAGCACAACGUCCGACAAAAUCGUCCCUUGACCGCAAGAUCUAUGCAAAACAGAUUUGCGACUUCAUUGUUUGCAAUCAGUUGUGCAAUCCUGGGUCUGUCUGUGUGGCUUCACGUCCACCCAAAGCAACCGACAGACCAGGAUUGUGUGAGGAGACUCAACGCUCCUUCCCCGGUUCACGAUGUGUUGGAGUACGAGGAUGUGCAAUUCGAUAACGCAUUCUGGAAACCCAGCCCGUAUAAAGGCAAGCCAACGCCCGAGCUGGAGGCGAAAUGGAAGGAGUUAUGGUAUUACGGCUCGUUUGACCUUCCGAGCUCGGCGCUGCCAGCCCUGAACAAGUCUCCCAAUGGCGUUGGCGGUGAUGCCUGGGCCCGUACGGCGUCCGGUAACCUGCUCGCUGGCCUCGAAGUCUUUCACAAUCUCCACUGCCUGAACUUGGUUCGGCAAUACGUGCACAAGGACGAUUUCGACUACAGCAACGACCCUGCUUUCAUUGGCGACGAUGAAAUUGUGCUUGCGCACGUCGACCAUUGCAUUGAGGCUCUUAGAAUACGGCUCCAGUGCUACGCUGAUGUCACGCCCUUCUUGCAUACUAAUGGAUCCAAAGGCACCCAGCCAGACUUUAACACACAACACCGAUGCCCCAAGUAUGAUCGCAUCGUCGAGUGGGCGAAAGAGCGACAGAUUAUGGUUGAAGUGCAUGGCGAACACGAAGGGCACGGACAUCAUUAGACGAACAGAAAUUAAGUUAUACCUUGCAACAGGAAGUAAUUUUAAGAAACAGUAGCGGUUUAGUGUUAAGGCUUAAUACAUAACUCUUU
Colletotrichum destructivum is the source of this 1458-nucleotide messenger RNA. RefSeq names its product Putative mycotoxin biosynthesis protein UstYa. The transcript is spliced from 4 exons. Lineage: Eukaryota; Fungi; Ascomycota; Sordariomycetes; Glomerellales; Glomerellaceae. Gene Ontology annotation, biological process: mycotoxin biosynthetic process. The record is from RefSeq and is a predicted model, not a curated record. The coding region runs from base 563 to 1369 and encodes 268 amino acids.